UCGGCUCAUAACAGUCGCACGUGUCUGCUGCUCGUAGUGCAACUGCAUCGUGAGACAUCAAGUGGCCCAAAACAACGAUUACUAGAAGCUAUUCACGUCUACUACUACGAACAAAGGAGCAUAAUAUCUCUGUGCUUGAAAAGAGAUGCAUUAAACCUACAGUGCUCAACGCUUCCUUUGCAUAUUCCGGUUGUCUGGCUGCUGUUUGAUUGGCAUUGUGGAACAACAAUAACAAUGGGCAAAGCCAAUAUCAAGGUUGUGAAGGACAAUCAAAAGGCUAUACAUCCAAGGAGUAGAAAAGCAAAACAAAUCUCAAAAAAAGUGUCUCGAGAAUUAAAGUUGAAAAAACGAAGAGGAGACAGUAACAUCAAACUUCAGUGCUUGGGAGAUAAACUGGCAUGGUUUAAAGAAAAUAUGGAUCAAGAAAUGGAUGUGAUAACACCUGGACAAGUCUUGGAAUUGAUUCAAAAAUAUAUUGAUAGAAACACAGAGGAGCUGGAACAGAUCACUUUAAAGCACAGCAUUGGAGGUCGUCAGGUCCGGCAACAUGCAAGCAGAGAAGACUGUUUACGGAUCACAAAAGAAAGAGAAACAGAACUAUUCACAAACUCAGGGUUUGAAACUGUGGACUUCUUAACCCCAGACUCUCUUAAGAUAUUUAAAUCUUGGACCGGAGAACUGCGACAUCUACCAAAUAUCAAAUUGCGAAAGUACACAAAGCAGGGUUUGGAGGCCAUGAUUUCUGGAGCCUCUGAAACCAGUGAACAGUGCAACCCACAUCAAAUGGAAGAGGAUGACCUAGAUGCUGAAGAGGAAGAUUCAGGAGAUGAAGAAAUGUCAGAGUGAUAAGACUGUUAGGAAAUAAAAUAUGUUAUGAACAUUAA
This is a messenger RNA of Portunus trituberculatus (swimming crab), 884 nucleotides long. RefSeq names its product translation machinery-associated protein 16-like. The record is from RefSeq and is a predicted model, not a curated record. The coding region runs from base 235 to 846 and encodes 203 amino acids. Gene Ontology annotation, cellular component: nucleus. The transcript has 5 exons. Lineage: Eukaryota; Metazoa; Arthropoda; Malacostraca; Decapoda; Portunidae.